Messenger RNA from Podospora pseudopauciseta, 5749 nucleotides. RefSeq lists its product as uncharacterized. Lineage: Eukaryota; Fungi; Ascomycota; Sordariomycetes; Sordariales; Podosporaceae. Bases 2001 to 5468 code for a protein of 1155 amino acids. The record is from RefSeq and is a predicted model, not a curated record. The transcript has 4 exons.
CAAGCACGGUGAGAGGCCGGCAACGCCUAGACGACACCUCAUGCGCCCCAAGACCACGAGGCCUUUCUAAAGAGGGCAGCUGGAAAGAUGAUUCCGAAUAUGUGCCCUCUUUUACACCAUAUAGCAUCUGCAAGUACUCUUCUAAAUGUCUUGGAUCGAAGACUUUGGAAGAGAUUCUUCUUCCAUGCCAUGCCUACCCACGUGGUGGGGGUGAGGGACGGAAGAGGGGGUUCAGUCCGACCCCGCAGGAAGUCGCUGUUCUUUGUGCCGCCACCGUCAUGACAGCUGUAGCGGCGGCAUUCGAACACAUGCGCCGGCGCACCCGUCAACGGGAACGAUCAAGAUCGGUGAUGGCAGAGUUGAAGUGGAUUCUUAUAAGUUUACGGAGCACCCAGGAUCCGGCAAGGUCGACCCAGGGACUACAACUAGUUACCGCUGCUCAUGGUAUCAUGCAACCCUAACCCUCAUGAUACUGGCCCAGGCUUGAAUUCAUAUCUUGUGCAUGUCUCAUCGAAAGACGAAGAUGCAUAUAUAUACUGUAACCAGGGUACCUAUUCGUGUAGCGCCAGCACUUACAUAUAUAGCAGGCAUAACAUCUGAGGCACCGGUUGAGGUUGCACAACACAUAGGAAUUCCAGAUACCGCCUUGGUCCAGACUCGCCCAACUGCCUAGGCGGCCGAAUGGUGGUCUGGGGACCUGAAGCCCAUGCCUGUGGGCUAGUGCAAAAUUUCAGAUGGUUCCUCACCAUGUUGAAAAUGAAGGGAUCAUUGAUAAUUACUGCAUCAGCCGAGCAGGUCGAGACAUGAUUUUCAAGCAGGAGAUAAACCAGUUCUUUCUAGACAUCAAUAUCAUCACAGGUUAGGUAGUACAGGUACGCCCUGCCCCUUCCUUACCUUGAUUACGGAUGAUGAACCCUUCUUUGACGUUGAAUUCCUGGAGCCGCAGAUCGACAUGGAUAGACGGCCCCCAGUGCCGUUUCAGGCGUGGGCACGCUAAAAGCUAUUGAUACCGCUGCUUGGCCGUCUUGCAGCAUGCCCGGUCCAGGUUCCGGGCAGGGCAGGGCAGUACGACACCAGCACACAAAACCCCCAAAAUAUCAUCUGGUGAAGAUCAAGUUCAGCUGCACGCUUAAUGCACCGUUACAUCAGGGCCUUAGUAUACGAUUCCACGCUGCCUUCGUAUUGAUGAAGUCUUUUAUCAAGGGAAGCCAGCCAACCAGGUGCUUGCUUGGCCGACGAAACAGCCGAUGGAUGCCCAAGUCACGAACGUGGAGACUGGAGGGGACUACUGCAGCGGGAAGAUGGGCCCGUUCUCGACCCUGAAACAUUGAGCCAUCUCCAGCCAGCUUCACCUCGAGAUCUUCAGCAGACAGAAAUGGGGGUGGACCGGCCAGGACAUAACAAGAUAAAGACAUGGAAAAAAGAGUGUGACGAGAGAGUAAGCUUCCCUCCCUUCUGCAAUUGCUUGCCUGCUUCGUUGGCCAGCUCGCAAAGGAGUAGUAACACACAAGUCCGGACUUUUGAGGCGCGGGCAUUGGAUUUCCAUUCUCUCAAGACGCAGUUCAGGUGCAUCCACUGCUGAGCGGCUGUCUCCCAGUUUAGGAAGUAAUUCCCUUGCAUCACUGGCGCAGCAAGGUUUCCCACACGUCCAGUUCAUCCCAGGCCGCACCACACACCACGGGUCCACGAACCACCACAACUUUGUCUCAUUUUUCCCAUUGAACAUAAAACUUGUCCUCUCUCACACCACUCUCCCCGAACCCGGCUGCCCGACCCGUCACCUCUGGGCUCGAUCGAGCCAUAUGCCCACCCACGAAGCCCAUACGAAAGGGUCCAGUCGGCAGCUCCACAAUACAUUGUUGGGCUGCCAGAGCAUCGACGACGAGCACAUGCCCGCCUUCCGUUCCGGUCGUGGAAGCCAGCUUGCCAGUACGACCGGCAAUUUCCUGCCCACACGCAGCAGCAACAACGACUGGACAACGUGAACGAGUACAAGCUCAAUGAUGGAGAACGAACCCCCCGCCAUUUCUGUGCAGGAUGAUGGCAAGGGAUCAAAAAGGGGUCGAAUCAUGGGGAAGCUCUUUGGACGCGACCGAGAUCGAGACCGAAAGGGGUCACAGGGUGCCGCUGAUUCUCGUGACUUAAACGACUUCUUCCAUGGUCCUGGCGACACAUUACAGGUCACCCAUGCGGCACCUCCCAUGCUCGCGAAACUCGACACCAAGAGCAUUUCGCGAUACCCCAAUGCGCUUCAGGUUCAGGGGACCGGAAGCAACAACUCGCAACAAUCCCUUUCCAUACGAUCCCAAAAUGGUAGUCCCAAGAAAAUCAAACCUAACAGAAGGGGAUUGGUUCUUAGAUUUGCAGAAACACCCCCUGAGGUUAUGGGCGAGGGUGGUGACAUCUGCGAAGUACCCACCAUCGAGAUCUCGAAACGUCGCAGAGCAAGGCCGCCACCUUCUCCGAUUCCUCCUCGUCAUACCGAUCUCGGUAACAGUCCAAGAUUGCCGAUCCGAGAAGCCCAACCAAGCCCGGGGACGUUUGAACCAGCACCUCUCCGACGCACCCAGACAGGUUUCUCUACGACCUCGGAUUCCCCCGACUCAGAUAUGUCUGCUUCGAGAAACCCAUCCGCUCGGCUCCUGACAAAUCCUACGAUGGAUCAUGACGAGAGGCGGAGGUCAUUCAUAGAAAUUCAGCAGGCUGAAAUGCGGGAAGCCGAAGGACAGGCGUUUGUCAAGGCGGUUAGAGCUGCUUCUGGUGACAAGUCCAAGUGGGACGAAGCAGAGGCUGCACCACCUACACCACCAGAGCCAGAGCCCGGAUCGGCCAUGACUGCGUCACCAGAGCCCAUUCAAACACCCCGAUUCCCACCACAGCCGUCGCCAAACCCUCCAACCUCAGCACCACCGCCAAUUCCAGCCAAAAGACAACGACCUCAUCCAUCUCCUAUUCCGCCACCACCGCCAGAGCAUGCCCCACCGCCAUACACACCGUCAAUGCCACAAACAAACUCGCCAGAGAGACUAAAACAUGCAGCAAGACAACAUGCGCAUAGUCCUGUGUCCGCAGUCUCGGCAAUCUCAGCAGCCUCGAGCUUCCAUCAUCCAUUUGCAGCGAGGCAAGGAAGCAAAUUGGGUGAUCACGCGUUGCCAGUCACUCCUCUAAUGGGGGGCUCCAGCUUCCAAGAUGUUGUGUCAGCAGCAGCCGACGAUGCCAUGAACACGUUUGUGGAGCGCACCCGUCACCUCUUUGAACUGUUCCGGUUACACGCAGAAAGUGUACGGCCAUUGCUCGCCUGUACGCCGAAUGAACUCGCCAGGGCGUCUCUUUGGUGGUUUUUGACUGGUAGAAUGGCCCUUGAAAAUGCCAUUCGAGACCGACCCUCGACCCCGGAAUCUCAGAUGAAGAAUGAAAUUUGUAAACAACAGGCUUAUACCGACUUGGCGAAGGGAUACUGGUUGUUGGAGGAAAUCAUGCCUGAGAUUGUCAACAGCGGGCGUAGUCCAGUUGACAGGGAAGCAGAGGACGUGCGUGCCACUCUUGCGUCGAGCCUUCGGAAGCUGUCGGUGUCAAUGAAGCGAAAUGGUUUCCUGCCGCCAGAAGAGCCCUUUCUACCACAAACCCUCGAUCGAACCAUUUGGUUGGAAUAUCCUCAGUUGCCAGGCGAUCUCAAGUCCAUGCUUUGGGGGUCAUCCAGCUUGGCUCUCUCACAAAAUCAGCUGGCCAGCUCUGGCAUGAGCAUACUUGAAACGCUACCACUGGCCGACUCACCCUCUGCAUUCUGCUUUGGCCGGUUCCAAGUCAGUCUCUUCUUGAUGGAGAAAGGACGAGAAGCGCAGCGCAUUCAUCUGCCAUGUUUCAUAUCGAUUGUCAGACCCCAAUCGCAGCCUGAUAUUCUGUUUGUGGCUGCAAGCCAGAAUGGAGCUGUUCAGCUACGGAUCUCUGGCAACAAGAGCACCGGACCGGUAUGGGAAGAUGUUCGUUGGCGUUCAGACAGCUGCACUUUGGAAGUCGCCAUGCCACGAGGCUUUAUUGUUAUGAUACAGUGCUCUCAACCAGCCUUCCAGACCCUGCGAAGCAUGUACGAGUUCAGUAACAAAGUACAUUCCACCCUGUACCCGAAGCAAGACGAAGCUUGCGUCUUCAGAUCAACCCUUCGGUCUUUUCAGUACUUCGAUAACGACCCGCAGGCCAGACAGUUUCCGAAAGAGCCGGCUCCGAACUGCGAGAUUGCCAUGUUUGAGAGGUUGCAUAAAGAAGGCGCCGCAACCGGUCCUCGCACAUAUCACAGAGGUUUCCGGAUAGCAGUCAUCACAGGUCCAAGGACGAAGACUCUCAGUGGCGUCAACCAGCUGUACAGCCCUGAGGCGCCUAUUCGGUUUGGAUUCUUACGCAGCGACAACAACGAGCCCUCGCUUUCCCUGCGUUUCGAGAAUGGUCGUUUUAAAGGGAGCAUGGUCAUGUCUUUUGCUGACGAAAAGGAAAGAGUCCGGAUGCACACACUACUCAUUGGGACUGCACUGCAUCGGGAGGAGUCGAUAUUCUUCGAGUCUCCGCUGAAGGGAGCUUGGAUCUCGGAGAGGUUUGGCGAUUCUCAAGAUGGAGGACUAACGGCACUUUCCAACCUCAACUGGAACAAAGUCAGGGUCAUCAACCAGGACACAGACGGUGACCGGGCUGCGCACUGUGUGUUGUCUGAUAAGCUGCGGGUCAUCUUUGAGUUCAAGGACGGAACGAUGACUGAUCGGAUUAACGUCGCACCAGGGGAGCUUAAGAUGCGUCUUGACGUACAGAAUCCGAGCUGUAUGAUGGUCUUCCGUCAACCGCAGGCGGACAUUACGCUCGCCGUGACAGAGGCGAAUGUCUCCUCUGAAUCGGCCCAACGGCUGGCCAGGGCUCUGGAUACCAUCAAGCAAAGGCCAACCAUCAGAACCAUCAUGUUUCCAAAGAUGGAAGACCUGCACACCUUUGAGAUGGCUAUCACUGGGUUCAAGGUGCUUUUUGAUGGGAUUGCGGCAACAUUUGCCAUCUCGCGCAGACGAAUGGUGGUGCCUAUCCACAAGAAGUGGGAGGCCAGUGCUACUCGGAUCCAGGUGGUGCAGCAAGAAGGAAUCACGCAGAUUCUUGCCUUCUUUUCGGAUUUUUCUCAUGGACAAUGCAUGGGCUUCAGCUUGAAGGGAACAGAUGUGUUUGAAUCUUUUGGAAAGCAGGGGAAGGCGGGGCUCAAGAUUGUGGAUGCCAAGUUCCCGCUGCCGAAGGUGCUGCAGGCUGGGAUGGAUGGAGCGCAGGACGCGGCGGAUGCAGCGUUUUUGUGUUUGGACUUACCUGAGCUGCCCGGGGAGCAUGAUGAUAUUUCGAUCGUGUUUGAGGAUGAGGCUGAACGUGAUAAACUUGCUGCAUGCUUGCCUGCACCAGUCAAGGGUGGCUCCAGGCUGAUCCCAAAGAUGAAGGGGUCGAAGGAGUAAGUGGAAUUCAUGAUGGUGGGGCGUUCAAAGAUCGAAACAAGAAGGGGUUCCAGAGGUUGUUCAUCAGGUCACACGAGAUAUAUCCUCUAAAUCUUAUUAGUUAAUGUUGCUAGCACGGAUGGGACCGACAGGACAGGGCAAGAUACAUGAGUCUCUUGGUUGGAAUGAAAGCAGUAUUUUUGGGUGCAUUAUGGGGGAAACAGAGCAAGACGGUCAUCAUCAUACAGCGCGUUACAGUCAUGUGUAUGGUAGUCUUAAAACAUGCAAUUCUUUUGGAACCU